AUGGCCUCAACCUCCGGAUCAACAAAGGCCCCCACUGCGGUCGCCUUUGACUCCUUCUUCAACAUCAUUGGGGGCGAGCGGGAGAGCGGCUCCAGCACAUUCCAAGCCGCAAACCCGUCCACGUUGGCCGAGAACCCGCCGGCGCCCCUCUCAUCCAAGGAUGAUGUCGACCGAGCCAUCGCAGCAGCCAAGGCUGCUCUUCCGGUCUGGGCCGCCACGCCGGUCGCUGAGCGACAGCAAGCAGUGAUCCGCCUGGCAGACGCUCUUGCUGCGCAGACGGACGAUUUUGCGACGAUGCUGGUCAAGGAACAGGGAAAGCCCCUGCCCAUCGCCAAGGCGGAAGUCGCCAACGCUGUCGCGGUGCUCAAAGGCGUGGCGAAUCUGUCGUUCCCUGCAGAGCAGGUCAUAGAAGACACUCCGAAGCGUCGGAUCUCAUCGAGAUAUGUGCCGAUCGGUGUAUCUGUUGGAAUCAUCCCUUGGAACUUUCCCGUGAUCCUGGCUGCGACAAAGAUCGGUCCUGCAUUGGUCGCCGGAAGUCCCCUCAUACUGAAGCCUUCUCCAUUCACCCCUUACUGCAACCUCAAGAUCGCGGAGCUAGCAAUGCAGUUCCUCCCUCCGGGAGUUCUUCAGGCUCUGAGCGGUGACGACAACCUGGGAGCUUGGUUCACUGAGCACCCCGGCGUGGCCAAAGUUGCUUUCACCGGCUCGACGAGCACCGGGAAGAAGGUGAUGCAGAGUUGCAGCAAGAAUCUGACACGCGUCACUUUGGAACUUGGCGGGAAUGACGCUGCGAUCAUCUGUCCAGAUGUUGAUAUUCAGACCGUUGCGUUGCAUAUUGCAAUCAAAGCCCUACUGAACUCGGGCCAGAUCUGCAUCGCCGUCAAGCGUGUCUACGUGCACGCAAGCAUCUACGACGCGUUCCUCGCUACCAUCACCGCCAUAGCCAAGUCGUUCCCGGUCGCUGACGGGUUCACUGAGGGCGCCUUCAUCGGCCCUGUCCAGAACGCGGCCCAAUACAAGAUCGUGCAAGACUUGAUGGACGAUGUUGCCAAGAAUCAGUUCCGAGUGACCACAGACGGCGAGAGACCGCCCCUGCCAGAGAAGGGCUUCUUCUUCAACCCCAUGAUCGUGGAUAACCCGCCUGAUGACGCAAGAAUCGUCCAGGAGGAGCCAUUCGGUCCCGUUUUCCCAGUCAUGAAAUGGACAGACGAGGCGGACGUUGUACGCAGAGCAAACGACAGUGACGUGGGACUGGGCGCGUCGGUCUGGUCAAACGAUAUUGCGGCGGCCGAGCGAAUCGGCCGCCAACUGGAGGCAGGGACAGUCUGGAUCAACGGACACUCUGAGCUUUACCCAGAUGCGCCAUUUGCCGGUCACAAGCAUAGCGGUAUUGGUGCUGAGCUCGGCGUGCAAGGGAUUCAAUCAUAUUGCAACGUCCAAACUAUCGCUGCGUAUAAGCAGAUCACUCCCCCAGAGAUGUAA
This is a messenger RNA of Thyridium curvatum, 1482 nucleotides long. RefSeq lists its product as uncharacterized. Lineage: Eukaryota; Fungi; Ascomycota; Sordariomycetes; Thyridiales; Thyridiaceae. The record is from RefSeq and is a predicted model, not a curated record. Bases 1 to 1482 code for a protein of 493 amino acids. The transcript is spliced from 10 exons. Gene Ontology annotation, molecular function: aldehyde dehydrogenase (NAD+) activity.